AUGACCGCUUCCGCAGACUUAUCGGUCAUCAACCGCAACAACACUCGCGGCCAUGGUUCGGAGAGACACUCCGGAGGUUCUCCUUAUAGACAGCAAAGCCCCGCCAAGUCCCACCGCCUUCAACCCAUCGGUGUUAACCCAGGGGCCAUGGACGACACAAAUCACCGGCCUCCCAACAGCCAUAGCACCUCCAUCUUCUACGUCCAGCAGCGCAACAUCAGACACUGA
Sordaria macrospora k-hell is the source of this 228-nucleotide messenger RNA. Lineage: Eukaryota; Fungi; Ascomycota; Sordariomycetes; Sordariales; Sordariaceae. The record is from RefSeq and is a predicted model, not a curated record.